CAUGUUAAAAUUAGUUCGCUACAGCCAAAGUCAGAGAUAGUCUUUCGACUCUCCCAUUUCUUUCUCUUUCCAAUUCCCUCUCUCCCAUUAGAUCUCAUUUUCCCUCUCUUUUUUCCCGAGAAACCAUGUCCGACGCUUUGAUCAACGGACUAGCCGGAGCCGGAGGCGGAAUCAUCGCUCAGCUCCUCACAUAUCCUCUCCAAACUGUAAACACUCGUCAACAAACGGAGCGCGAUCCGAAGAAAGAGAAGGGGAAGUUUGGGACUAUUGGACAAAUGUAUCAGGUUGUAAAGCACGAAGGAUGGGAUCGGCUGUACGGAGGGUUAACGCCGUCGCUUGUCGGUACGGCUGCAUCUCAGGGCGUUUACUAUUAUUUUUAUCAAAUAUUCAGGAACAAGGCAGAAGCUAGUGCGCUUGAACGCAUGAAGAAUGGGAUUGGUGAUGGAUCAGUCGGAAUGUUCUCAUCGCUCGUGGUGGCUGCUUUAUCUGGGUGCGUGAAUGUGCUAUUGACCAACCCUAUUUGGGUCAUUGUUACUCGCAUGCAGACUCACACAAAAAUCUCAAAGCAGUCCAAGCCUAUAUAUAGUCCAGCAGUUGCUCCAAAUGAAGCAGCUGUUUCUGCAAUCGAGCCUACUCCUUAUGGAACUAGCCAUGUGAUUCAAGAAAUCUAUGGUGAAGCUGGAGUUCGGGGUUUCUGGAAAGGUGUAUUACCCACAUUGAUCAUGGUGAGCAAUCCUUCCAUACAAUUCAUGUUGUAUGAAACAAUGUUGAAGAAGCUGAGGAAGAGACGUGCCUCACAUAAGAAGGAUAGUGGUGGGAUAACUGCUUCGGAGAUAUUUCUUCUUGGAGCUUUGGCUAAACUUGGAGCUACAGUUGUGACAUAUCCUCUUUUGGUUGUGAAGUCAAGGCUUCAAGCAAAGCAAGUUGCCGGGGGUGACAAAAGGCAUCAUUAUAAAGGCACGUGUGAUGCGAUUGGGAAGAUGAUUCACUAUGAAGGUUUUGCUGGCUUUUACAAAGGGAUGAACACAAAAAUUGUGCAAAGUGUUCUUGCAGCAGCUGUUUUAUUCAUGGUUAAGGAAGAACUUGUGAGAGGGGUUCGAUUGUUGUUGUCUAAGAAGGUCACUAAUACAGUUAGAUAGUCUGAUAGAAGAUUGCGUUAUAUGUAGAACAAACAACCCAAGCUCAACAUUGCUUGAAAUUUCUAUGCUCAUUUAAAAUCAUAAGCCCCCUAUGCUGGCAGGCUUUACAUCCCAAAAUAAUAGGAUACUAGGAUGAUUUUCUUGGGAAUAAUGUGAUUUUUUAGACGCCCCUGUUAUUUUGAUGAAAUGUAUUUGACGAUGGUAAUUACAGGGUGUAAUGAUCGCCUUCAGUUUGUUGCGCACUGA
Molecule: messenger RNA, 1385 nt
Organism: Vitis riparia (riverbank grape)
Lineage: Eukaryota; Viridiplantae; Streptophyta; Magnoliopsida; Vitales; Vitaceae
Product: peroxisomal nicotinamide adenine dinucleotide carrier
Exons: 11
Coding region: 126-1139 (337 amino acids)
Biological process (GO): transmembrane transport; nucleotide transport
Source: RefSeq, a predicted model, not a curated record